Molecule: messenger RNA, 2150 nt
Organism: Aricia agestis (brown argus)
Lineage: Eukaryota; Metazoa; Arthropoda; Insecta; Lepidoptera; Lycaenidae
Gene: IP3K2
Product: inositol-trisphosphate 3-kinase B
Exons: 6
Coding region: 13-1521 (502 amino acids)
Biological process (GO): inositol phosphate biosynthetic process
Cellular component (GO): nucleus; cytoplasm
Molecular function (GO): inositol-1,4,5-trisphosphate 3-kinase activity; inositol tetrakisphosphate kinase activity
Source: RefSeq, a predicted model, not a curated record
CGCGCACGACGCAUGCGUCGCUCCCCGCAGCUCCACUAUGUAGUGUUGUGCAAUAUGCCGGAGUGUCCAGACCCCUACCCGUUCACGGUGCCCAUCAUAAGCUACACCAUGGACUCGGACGACCAGGAGGCGGAGAGGCAGCAGCCGCGGACCAAGAAGAUGUCCCUGAUGCCUCCCGUCAAGAUCGAGGCGCCCGAGAGCGGGAGAAGGCUGUCCGAGCCAACAAGGUACUACAUUCCGCCGCAGUGCAACAACAGACUAUCACCACGGAGCGCGAGGAAGCGGGACUCCAGACGCCACUCGAAGGAGCGAGCGCCGACCCCCGAGAGAUUCGGCCCGAGGCCCUGUAAUUGCGAGGACUGCAGGGCCUCCAGCCCUCUGCCGCCCGGAUAUGGCCCGUCUACCCUCUCCCCGGGGUACGACCAGAUGCAGUACUCCCUGGCCGAGGUGCCCUGGACGGAGGACUUUACGGAGGCGUCCAGCGAUGACCUCAGCUCCGAGUGGGACUCCGAUGUCUCCGAGCCGCCGCCCACGCAAAAGCAAUCAGAAAGAUGGAGAAAGCUUCGGAACAUCGUGCAAUGGACUCCGUUCUUCCAGACGUAUAAGAAGCAGCGGUACCCCUGGGUCCAGUUGGCUGGUCAUCAAGGAAACUUCAAGUCAGGUCCAGAACAGGGCACGAUACUGAAGAAACUCAGUCCACAAGAGGAGAAAUGUUUUCAGUUGCUGAUGAAGGAUGUGCUAAGGCCGUUCGUACCUGAGUACAAGGGACAAGUCACUUGCGAUGACGGAGAAACUUAUUUACAAUUACAAGAUCUACUAAGUGACUUCGAUUGCCCCUGUGUGAUGGACUGCAAGAUUGGAGUAAGAACGUACUUAGAAGAAGAAUUAGCGAAAGCAAAAGAAAAGACUAAGUUAAGAAAAGACAUGUAUGAGAAAAUGAUCCAGAUAGACCCAAAAGCACCGACUGAAGAGGAGCACAGAAGUAAAGGUGUUACUAAGCCAAGGUACAUGAUAUGGAGGGAGACCAUUAGCUCCACAUCAACCCUGGGUUUCAGAAUAGACGGAGUUAAGAAGGCCGAUGGCAGUAGUUCCAAAGACUUCAAAACCACCAAAACGAAAGAGCAGCUCCUCAAAGCUUUUAAGGAAUUCACUAGCAACUUUUCUCAUGCAUUGCCAGUGUACCUGGAAAGAUUGAAGAGCAUCAAAGCGACGCUUGCGGAAUCACACUUCUUCAGAACACACGAACUCAUAGGAAGUUCUUUGCUUUUCGUCCACGAUAAGAAGAAAGCAUCAAUAUGGAUGAUCGACUUCGCCAAAACAAUUCCAGUACCAGACGGUAUUAAUAUCGAUCACAAAUCCGCAUGGAAGGUUGGCAAUCACGAGGAUGGCUACCUCAUUGGACUUAAUAAUUUAAUAUCAAUAUUCGAGACUUUAGUUAUAGACGAUAAUGGAAACAUAGAUCAAUGUUAUUCCAAUCUAAGUAUAGACAAAAAUGUGAGGCGAGAUAGCCUCGCGACUUGAUCCGCAUCAAUAGAUAGACGGGGUUGAAUCUCCAUAGUUUGUGAUAGAAUUGCAGUCGCAAUGUUUUCUGACUACACAAGAUGAUGUACAAAUGUAUAUAAAUCUGACUAUGUAAAUAUUGCUGUAAACCAUGUAGAUGAUUAGAUGUCGAAUACUCAUACUACAGUAGGUGAAAGCAAACUGAAUAUGACGCUUAAUUUUGGAUCUGUUGUGUGAAUUAACCUGAUUUGAACAAAAUACUAACAAGUGGUCGGAAGACCUGAAGUGUAUUAGAUCUAGUUGUGUGGAUAGGAUGAGUCUUGUAGGAUAUGGAUUUGUUUGUAGAUUUUGUGAAAAUUAAAGAAAUUACAUUUCUUUCGUUGUUACUUAAUUUUAGUUGUAAUUUAUUUACAAUGUGAGCUUAAUACACUGACAUUAAUCUAUUCAUGAAUAUAGAAUGACUGAAUCUUGACGUAAGCCACGAAAUGUAUGCAGAAGUUAAAUCCAGUUAUGUAUCAUGCCUAGGUACUUUAUAAAUAUUUAUUGUUGUUAAUGUAAGUACACUAUAUUAGUGUAAAUCUAGUUUAAUGUGUUUACCGGUAAGAGUUCAUGAAUCAGGCUUUUUGGAGGUACUAAUUAAAACAUAUCAC